CUGUGGCGCUUCUAUUCUGAUUUGUUAGAGACUGGAAGGUGAUCAAAGGUCUUCAACUCGGCAGAAAAUAGUUUCAAAAAAUGUUGCAGCAAAUCAAGAGUGAACAAGGAGAGAAGUGUACCAUGAUUGGUCAGCCAAUAACCAGUCAAGAWGUCAAUGAUGAUGGCUAUAAUCACAUGAACAUUGACAGAACUACUGGGGUCAACAAGACAGAAGAACUAACCUUUGAAGAACCAGUUGUUUUAUAUGUUCAUGGAGAUGACUUAGACAUUCAGACAGAUCUGGAAGACGAAUUGCAUACUGACAGCGCAAACGACAUCCGUGAGGAAUUUAAUUUGACAAAACGCAUUACAAUGAAGCCAUUAAAUUGUUCUCAAUGCAGGAAGAAAUUUGCAACAAAAACCAAGCUUGAYUAUCAUCUAAGAACACAUGAGAAUUUAUUKRAAUGCUCUGUCUGUCAAAAGAAAUUUGCAGUAAAAGCAACGUUUGACCGUCACCUAAGGACACACAAGGAUCCAUUUAAGUGUUCUCACUGUGAAAAGAAAUUUACUUCAAAGACUAAGCUUGACUGUCACCUCAAAAAGCACAGGAAGCCCUUUGAAUGUUCUCACUGCAAAAAGAAAUUCAAAGGGGAGAAAACUUUUAAUCGCCAUCUAAGAACACAUAGCGAGAAGUUUGAAUGCUCUCAUUGUAAAAAAGAGUUUGCAUCUUUGGCAAGGCUGAGGCGUCAUCUAGUGACACAUGAAAAGCCAUUUGAAUGCUCUUACUGCCAAAAGAAAUUUGCAGUUGAGAAAACAUUGAAUUGUCACCUAAGAAUGCAUGAGAAGCCAUUUGAAUGCUCUUACUGUCAAAAGAAAUAUGCAGUUGAGAAAACAUUGAAGUGUCACCUAAGAAUGCAUGAGAAGCCAUUUGAAUGCUCUUACU
This is a messenger RNA of Exaiptasia diaphana, 924 nucleotides long. Its product is annotated as oocyte zinc finger protein XlCOF19. Lineage: Eukaryota; Metazoa; Cnidaria; Anthozoa; Actiniaria; Aiptasiidae. Gene Ontology annotation, cellular component: nucleus. The transcript has 2 exons. Gene Ontology annotation, biological process: regulation of transcription by RNA polymerase II. Gene Ontology annotation, molecular function: RNA polymerase II transcription regulatory region sequence-specific DNA binding; DNA-binding transcription factor activity, RNA polymerase II-specific. The record is from RefSeq and is a predicted model, not a curated record. The annotation marks the transcript as partial.